AUGACAGCCUCCCUAAAAAGCAAGGUGUUUCCAAACAUAGCCACAAACUAUAAAAGUCACAAGUGGCUUUGUGAAAGAACAAUUCUGGCACCAAGGAAUAAUGCUGUAGACAAGCUGAAUCUAAAUUUGUUGUCUCAGUUUCCAGGACCUGAAUGUUCAUACAGAUCAAUUGAUUCUGUCCCUGAUCAAGAACAGGCAAUGCAUUACCCAGUUGAGUUCCUCAAUUCACUUUGCCCACUAGGAUUUUCACCAAACAUUCUGAUCAUGAAAACAGAUGCUCUGAUAAUGCUAUUAAGAAACCUCGAUGCACUCAGACUCUGCAAUGGACCAAGAUUAGUUGUUAAAACAGCCAUGCCUCAUGUGUCGGAAGCAACAAUAAUUACAGGCAAUAUGAUGAGUAAGAAUGUAUUCAUUCCAAGGGUAUCUCCCAUCUCAAAUGAUCUCCCCUUACAUUUCAAGAGACUACAGUUUCCUGUUAAACUCAGCUUUGCAAUGUUUAUCAACAAAGUACAAGGUCAAUCUCUAAAGGUGGUGGGACUUAACCUCCUUCAACCUUGCUUCUCACGUGGUCAUCUCGACAAUGAAGAUGCUGUUGCUGUUAUUUCUUCUAUUUCCUCUGCUGGCUUUGCAUCUUUGAAAAUGUGUGGAAUAAGAGAUCCCUUAGUUGAAAAACAGAUUCACAGCAUUCAAGCUGGUCACUAA
Octopus bimaculoides (California two-spot octopus) is the source of this 702-nucleotide messenger RNA. RefSeq lists its product as uncharacterized. Lineage: Eukaryota; Metazoa; Mollusca; Cephalopoda; Octopoda; Octopodidae. The record is from RefSeq and is a predicted model, not a curated record.